This is a messenger RNA of Colletotrichum chrysophilum, 600 nucleotides long. RefSeq lists its product as uncharacterized. Lineage: Eukaryota; Fungi; Ascomycota; Sordariomycetes; Glomerellales; Glomerellaceae. The record is from RefSeq and is a predicted model, not a curated record. Bases 1 to 600 code for a protein of 199 amino acids. The transcript has 4 exons.
AUGAUUCUUCCCAACAUUUUUACUUUGUUUUCGGCUGCGGUUCUCAACCUCGCCAAGGCUGCUGUGGAUUGGGAGGGAAGCCGAAAUCAACGCUUCAAGGAGACCGCAUUACAAUUGGUUACAGGACCGUCCAUCCGAAUCGUUUACAAGCCGGCAUUGACCACUGGCGGAGCCCAAAUCGGCAAAGGUGUCUACAUCACUCCUGGACCUGGGCAGUGGGAAGGAAACCCUGGUGACUGGCAUUGUCUUAUUACUGCCAACAGAAUCGCCGUUGACAACACCAUCAAAGCGUGGAUUCCCCAGAACACCUGGUGGAAAAUCGGUGCGCAGUACGAUUGGGCGUCCACGCAGACUGUCAACAAUAAGAAGGUCGAUGACGAAGCAUUCAACCGCGCUCUUCGAAUGUCCAAGAUUGACAAAACCAACGACGCCGUCAAGUUUGCUAAGGGGGCUAAGCAGCUGCUCAUCCCGACAGACCUUGUCAACGACAGAGCUCUGGACUUUCAAGUCGAUUGCAAGAAGGACUGGAAGCUCCUCUCGGACACCAAGAUCGUCAAUUACAACGGUUGGAAGAAGAACGUGAUUGGAAAGCCGCAGUAA